This is a messenger RNA of Suillus fuscotomentosus, 880 nucleotides long. Its product is annotated as GPR1/FUN34/yaaH family-domain-containing protein. Gene Ontology annotation, cellular component: plasma membrane. The transcript is spliced from 7 exons. NCBI's taxonomy places the organism in Eukaryota, Fungi, Basidiomycota, Agaricomycetes, Boletales, Suillaceae. Bases 1 to 711 code for a protein of 236 amino acids. The record is from RefSeq and is a predicted model, not a curated record. Gene Ontology annotation, molecular function: acetate transmembrane transporter activity.
AUGUCUGUUGCUGAAAAAGAGAACCCAAGGGACAACUACUACGUCCAAACCGUCAACAUGGACGCCCCACCACCCCCUGCACCACAGAUGCAGCCAUUCCAGAGGACGUAUGGUAACCCUGCACCCUUGGGCAUGAUGGCCUACGGUACCGUCUUCCUGUGCUCUUCAAUAUUGACGCUCGCCUCCAAGAGCGUUGGUCAACCUAACUUGGUCUUGGUUUUCGCAACCUUCUACGGCGGCAUCUCACAAACGCUUGUGGGCAUGUGGGAGAUGUUCCUUGGUAACACGUUCAGUGCAACAGUCUUUACUACCUACGGAGGUUUCAAUUUAUCUUUUGGUGCUCUCUACCUGCCUCAAAUCGGCCUUGCGGCUGCAUACACCGUUGACGGGGUUGUUGGGCAGGAGUUCUACAACGCCAUCGGGAUCUACCUCGCCAUCUGGGACUUGAUUACGUUCCUCUUUUGUGACCUUGGUGCAAUCCGUACAACCGCCCCCAUCGUUGUAACGCUCGGAUUCACCAUUUGCGCGCUCACUUGUCUUUCCAUAAAUGCUUUCACCGGCAACCCACACUUUGCAACUGCAGGUGGUGCCCUUGGCAUCAUCGCUUCCUUCGGUGCAUACUACGGCGCCCUCUCGCUCUUCUGGACUCAACAAACAACGUUCUCGUUCAUUCGCCUCCCUCCCCUCAUUACAGCCCCUUCCAAUGUUUAAGGACUAUGCUAUUAGUCUUCAGCCGAUCGCUCUUUCUUUUCUUCAGUUUUCAUUCUCAACUACGUUUUCGGUCUUGGUUUGUAUUCGAUCAUAUGAGUAGAAGACGACUAUUUACCACAGCGCCAGCUUCGGUUCCGGGAUGAUUAUAAUAAAUACUGGAGCACGCAUG